Plasmodium vinckei vinckei is the source of this 1005-nucleotide messenger RNA. RefSeq names its product conserved Plasmodium protein, unknown function. The transcript has a single exon. Bases 1 to 1005 code for a protein of 334 amino acids. Lineage: Eukaryota; Apicomplexa; Aconoidasida; Haemosporida; Plasmodiidae. The record is from RefSeq and is a predicted model, not a curated record.
AUGAGCAUGUUACUGAAAUAUUUUCUACAGUUUUUUUUAAUAAAUAUCAUAGCCAAAGUGAUACAAAUAUCUCAUUGUGUUAAUUAUUACAAUAUGCAUAUUAAUUCACAAGGUAAUAUCUUGAGAAGUUCUAAUAAAUUUUUUCCACAUGCUAAUAAUAUAAAUAACAAAAAAAUAAACCAAUCAAAUUUGUACUUAUUUAUAAAGAAUCCACAUUUAUAUGCACAACAAAAAAACAUUCACUUUUUUAAAAACAACAAUCGUAUAUAUUCACAAUAUUAUAAAAAUGAGCCAUAUUAUAACACAUCAAAUCCUAUAUUUAACUACGAAAUCUUGGAUUUAAUUAAAAUUUAUGGACGAUUAGCUGACCAUUCCGAGCAUAUAUCUCACAACAUAAGUAUAGACAUAAAUAAAAAUAAUGAACUAGCCAAAGAUAAUAAAGACAAUGAUUAUACAAAUAGUAAUUCAAUACAAACAAAUGAAAAUGAUGAAACUAAACAAAGUACCAUAAAUUAUAUUUUAAAAAGAAUUACUUAUUUUUUUCAAGGAAAAAAUAUAAAUGAUAUAAAAACAAAAGGAUGUUGGUUUGAACAUUUUUUAAAAUAUGGAGAAAUGAAUUAUACAAAUUUUAAAAAAUCUAUUCAUCUUUUAAAAUUUAAAUGGCCUAAAGAUGCUCUAUUCCCAUCAUAUAAUAUUUUUUUAUUUGAAAAGGGGUUAAGUAAAAAUUCUGAUUCACCACAAAUUAGAACAAAAGUAGAAAAUUAUUUACAAUGUCAGGAUAUAAAUGAGCAUCUAUUGAAAACAUGCUUUUAUUGUUUUGGUAAUGGAAAGGAACAUAUCACUGCUUAUGAUGUUCUUGAUACUUUUCAAAGAUGGCACAAAAAUGAAAAAAAUAAAAAUUUAAAAAAUUUUGAAAAUAAUGAACAGCAAGGUGAUUAUAUAGACUGGUUUAUUUUCAAAAAUAAAAUCGAUUUAUGUGCAAUUAAAAUGCAAGAAUCAACAUAA